This is a messenger RNA of Anopheles coustani, 1611 nucleotides long. RefSeq names its product protein mono-ADP-ribosyltransferase PARP16-like. The coding region runs from base 200 to 1360 and encodes 386 amino acids. Lineage: Eukaryota; Metazoa; Arthropoda; Insecta; Diptera; Culicidae. The transcript has 3 exons. Gene Ontology annotation, cellular component: membrane; nuclear envelope; endoplasmic reticulum tubular network. Gene Ontology annotation, molecular function: protein serine/threonine kinase activator activity; kinase binding; NAD+ poly-ADP-ribosyltransferase activity. Gene Ontology annotation, biological process: endoplasmic reticulum unfolded protein response. The record is from RefSeq and is a predicted model, not a curated record.
AGAUGCGAAAACAUCAGCGCGGGGUUUGUUUACUGCAACCCGCGGCUGGCUGCAUUUAUAAGUUCGCUUUUAUUUUCCGUUUUGUUUCGUGUCCACGUUUUUGUUCCACCAUUCUUCAUCUGUGUACACAGGUGUAGUUCGUAAGAUACGUGUUCAGUUCAAAUCAGUGCGUAGUACAACGUUUUAUCGCAAUACAACAAUGGAGCCUUCGGUCGAAGCCAAGCGGCUACUUCUGGCGGAAACGAUUGCCCGUGAUCCACCGGCAGCCGACCUGAGGUUGUCGUUGUUUGUAUCAGCCGCCCGGUCCUUCCGGUAUGAUUCCUGCCUUCAGCCGUUUCCGCCGAAAUUCAUCGUAAAUGGGGAGAAAAACAUAGACGAGCUGUGUCGAGUGAUCGAAUCGAUUCCACCGGUUGCUGAGCUGACUGCAGGUCUCGAAGGAGUCGAUGAAAGUACCGUUGGCCUGUUGUACUGGGUGCUGUGCCAGCAAGCUAACCCUCUGCUAAGGACGGUACCGAAGGGCAAGCACGACGAGGUGCUGGCCAAGUGUGUCUGCCAUGCCAAGUAUCUGCAACCCAGCCAUAUAUUUGAGGUGAUCCAUCGGGCGGAUCAGGGGAGUGAGCGAAAAUUUCGAGAGAAUGCGGUCGAUUUUCGAACACGCUAUGCAUAUCACGGUAGCCGACUGUUCAACUUCCACUCUAUCAUGCACUACGGACUGCAGCAGCAUCUCAAUAAAGUGUCCCUUUUCGGGGAGGGAAUCUAUCUUUCGGCGGAGCUGUCGGUGAGCCAAAUGUUCUCACCGAAUGGAGCCGGCUGGAACCGGUCUAUACUCGGAACACAUUUGGCCUGUCUUGCACUCUGCGAAUACGUGGAAAACCCGAAUUAUGUAAAAUGUCAAGAAGAAACAUCUCCUCCUACUGCUGACACAUUGCCGACAACGACGGAAUCAAGCACAACUUCCGACGGACCCUCGAUAAUGACCGCUUCGUUAACGGGCAACAACAACAUCCCGGAGCGUUAUAUAUUAAUCAAAAAUAACGACUUGGUCCAGGUUCGCUACCUUCUUCUUUACGGUACCACCAAAGAUUCCAACACUGCCCUCAACGUGCUACAGUCCGGCGCGCCGGAUCCAGUGUAUAUCCCAGCACAGCCUUCCUACCGUCUCCACCGACCACCGAGCCGGUUCGUGAAGUGGGUUGCUGAAAACAAGGGCUUCGUACUGAUCGGGGGCUACGUGGGACUUCUGCUUAUCGUCGGUUUCGUCAACAGCCGCAAUGCGCACUAUGUAAAGGAAAUGUUCUGGCAAAAGCUGAACGAUGUAUACAACUCUGUACUAGGUUAUCGUCCAAAUGGUGAAAAGUAGUUUUAAUUCUGGUUGGGUGUUCUUAGUCUUACCAGUCCAGUGUUUGCCUUUACCCGGUGAGCUAACCCUCUAUUUUAUUGUAGCUUGCGGUUAGUGCGUUCUAUUGGGUAUUCCAUCUGUGUUAGUUCUUUUUUUUUGCUUUGUAUGUGUUCGGGUGAGAUUUUAAGGAGUUUGCAUGCAUAAGAUUUCCUCGUGGGAUAAGUGGGAAGUUGAAAUAUAAUUCUAAUAAAUAGACCAGGAAUGGUGGAAAA